CGUUUCUAAUCCCUCCCCCAACCACCGUGUUGCUGGCUGUCUAGAGCCCGAGCUGGCUUCCCGCUGUUAGUUGUAGAUCCUUGUUUCCCUAAUGUUGUCAAAACGUAUCAUCGCCGUCGCGCGGGGCCGCGGGCUGUCUGGUGCGCGGGGUGCAGGCGCGGUGCUGUCGAAGAACUGGGAUGCUGCGAGCACGUAUGCCAGGCGUGCGCAGUUCCACUCUUCGCGUUUAUUGCAAGCCGAAACGGUAAAGGUUCCCCAAAUGGCAGAGUCAAUAUCGGAGGGAACCCUCAGGACGUUUCACAAGAAACCCGGAGACCACGUAGAGGCAGACGAGGAGGUCGCAACCAUCGAGACUGACAAGAUUGAUGUCUCGGUCAACGCUCCCGCUGCUGGUACCAUCACCGAGCUCCUUGCGAACGAGGAGGACACCGUCGCCGUCGGCCAGGAUCUCUUCCGUUACGAGCCUGGUGAGGGUGGAGCGGUGCCCAAGUCCGGAGAGACGCCCAAGGAUGCAAAGUCGUCGGAAUCCGCGGAAGAGCUGCCCAAGGAGAAGACGGACCAGGCAGAGCCGGCAGAGCAGCAAGUGGACAAGAAACUGCCGGAGGCCCCAGAGCCUUCGCAGGCUGACAAGGGCGGAGGAGGAGUGAAGCCCGGUCAGGGCGAGGGCAAGAAGGAGGUUUCGUCAGGAAAGGAUAUCGACAAGGCCGCGGCAGCUGGGCCCAAGACGGGACAGGCUGAGAAGAAGCCUGAGAAGAAGGAGCCUGUUGUCCAGCCUCCCAAGGUUGCGGGUUCCAGGAACGAGACGAGGGUGAAGAUGAACCGCAUGCGGCUGCGCAUCGCGGAGCGAUUGAAGGAGUCGCAGAACGCUGCGGCGUCGCUGACGACGUUUAACGAGAUCGACAUGUUCUCACUGAUGGACAUGCGGAAGAAGUACAAGGACGAGGUGCUCAAGGUGCACGAAGUCAAGCUUGGCUUCAUGAGCGCGUUCGCCAAGGCGUCGUGUCUCGCGCUGAAGGAGAUCCCGGCUGCUAAUGCUUCUAUCGAGGGCGAUGAAAUCGUCUACCGUGAUUAUGUGGACCUCAGUGUUGCUGUUGCCACGCCCAAAGGUCUCGUUACUCCCGUCGUGCGGAAUGCGGAAAGCAUGAACUUUGUGGAGAUCGAGAGGGAAAUCGCGAACUUGGGCAAGAAAGCUCGCGAUGGCAAACUGACACUCGAGGACAUGGCUGGCGGUACCUUCACCAUCUCUAAUGGUGGCGUCUUCGGCUCCCUGUACGGUACCCCGAUCAUCAACCUCCCUCAGUCCGCUGUUCUGGGUAUGCAUGCGAUCAAGGAUCGUCCUGUGGUAGUCGACGGACAGAUUGUUAUCCGCCCCGUCAUGGUUGUCGCGCUGACGUACGAUCAUCGCUUGCUCGACGGACGGGAGGCUGUCACAUUCCUCGUCAAGCUGAAGGAGUACCUCGAGGACCCCAGGAAGAUGCUCUUGGCUUGAUCGGGAGCGGGAGUGUCGGUAUCAAGACUGGGAAACAAGUCGAGCUCGAGGAGCGAUCGUGGCGAGCGAUAAUAGCGGUGCGAAUGGUAAUAAGGGUGUGUUAUUCGUGCUUGUAUUCCUCAUUACAGUUUCCUCUAUGGACGUAUAUAAUCCAAACCUUCUGCAGAGAUAAGGGUCCAGUUUCACCGGAGCAUCUGGAUGAGAGAGUGGCUCGGGACUGUGAAGUGUCAUC
Gloeophyllum trabeum ATCC 11539 is the source of this 1721-nucleotide messenger RNA. RefSeq names its product dihydrolipoamide succinyltransferase. Gene Ontology annotation, molecular function: dihydrolipoyllysine-residue succinyltransferase activity. The transcript is spliced from 10 exons. Gene Ontology annotation, cellular component: oxoglutarate dehydrogenase complex. The record is from RefSeq and is a predicted model, not a curated record. Gene Ontology annotation, biological process: tricarboxylic acid cycle. Lineage: Eukaryota; Fungi; Basidiomycota; Agaricomycetes; Gloeophyllales; Gloeophyllaceae. Bases 92 to 1489 code for a protein of 465 amino acids.